Molecule: messenger RNA, 1608 nt
Organism: Aspergillus affinis
Lineage: Eukaryota; Fungi; Ascomycota; Eurotiomycetes; Eurotiales; Aspergillaceae
Product: putative C2H2 finger domain protein
Exons: 2
Coding region: 1-1608 (535 amino acids)
Cellular component (GO): cytoplasm
Molecular function (GO): nucleic acid binding; zinc ion binding
Source: RefSeq, a predicted model, not a curated record
AUGGGACAAUCUCAGUCCAGAAGUAAUGACGCCGGUAACCCAGCGGAGGGCAACAAGGCAGAUUAUUACGAGCUCCUGCGAGUAGAUUCAGAUGCCACCGGGGAGGAAAUAAAAAAGGCAUAUAAGAAGAGAGCGUUGGAAUUGCAUCCUGAUCGAAAUUAUGGCAAUGCGGAAGAAGCCACGGAACUUUUUGCAGAAAUUCAGUCCGCUUACGAAGUUCUCUCGGAUCCCCAAGAGCGUGCCUGGUACGAUUCGCAUCGGGAGGUCUUUCUUGGGAGUCAUGGAAGACCCGAAGAUGCAGGCCAUUCCUAUAAUACCCGUAUGACAACAUCAGACGACCUUUUCCAGUUGUUCACAAAAUUCAGCCCUCGGAUGGAUUUUAGUGACUCCCCGGAUGGAUUUUUUGGUGGACUGCGGGACACCUUCACUCGACUAGCCACAGAAGAACGAGCAGCCUGCAAAGGAGAAAACGUUGACAUGAUAGAGUAUCCGACAUUCGGAUUUCAGAACGACAGCUUCGAAGAUGUGGUGCGGCCGUUCUAUUCUGUAUGGGCUGCUUUUUCUACUAAGAAGUCCUUCGCAUGGAAGGAUAAAUACCGAUAUUCCGAAGCACCUGAUCGGCGUGUUCGUAGAUUGAUGGAGAAAGAAAACAAACGUCUCCGUGAGGAUGGCAUUCGUGAGUUCAACGGAGCUGUUCGAGCGUUCGUGGCUUUUGUUAGGAAGCGCGACCCUCGGUACCAAUACAACGCUCAGAGCGAAUCCCAGCGACAGGAGAGUCUCCGCCAGUCAACUGCCGCGCAGGCUGCUCGAUCAAGAGCAGCAAAUUCGGCGAAACUACGUGACCAUGUCCAGCAAGACUGGUCUAGAUCAGAGUAUGCCGACGAGGACCAUCCUGACACGUCCGAGGAAGAAGUGGAACAUUUUGAAUGUAUUGUGUGCUACAAAACGUUUAAAAGCCAGAAUCAGGUCGAGGCCCAUGAACGUAGCAAGAAACAUUUGAAGGCUGUCAAACAACUUCGUUCGGAAAUGAGAGCACAAAAUGAGGAACUUGAUCUGGAAGGGGCACCUGAUGAUGUCCAUCCGCAGUCAGACGAAGACAUUUCGGCAAUCAAAUCACAAAGCGAAAUCAACCCCGUCGAUGAAUCAUUAGACACGGCGGUUAAUCCCAGUCCAGGGAUACCUUUGGAGGAAGACAUCACUGCCGCAACUGAGCCCAGCGAAUAUUCUCCUCCAUUGUCAACGAGCCUAGAAAAUCAUUCGGGUGUUGGCGAGGAUGACUAUGUGCCAAGGGAGUUCAUUGAAAUUAGACUAGGCCAUUCAAGUACAUCUGACACCGGCGGGGAGCAGAGUAGCGAGAUGGGGAUAUUAUCCCAGGAUUUAUUGGACUGCAAACUCGAUGAGUCAGGGUUAAAUGUGAAAAAAACUGGCAAGGCUAAGCAGCGACGGGCCCGAAGAGCCCAGCGCUCGACUGAUCAAACUGGGGGAAUCAAGUGUGCUUCAUGCAAUUCCACGUUUCCAUCCAGAACUCAGUUGUUUUCCCAUAUUAAGGAGUCGAAUCAUGCACAACCCCUUUCUGCCGUCAAAGGACCUCAAAGGAGGAAAGCAUAA